This is a messenger RNA of Manihot esculenta (cassava), 891 nucleotides long. Its product is annotated as E3 ubiquitin-protein ligase RNF170. The record is from RefSeq and is a predicted model, not a curated record. Gene Ontology annotation, molecular function: ubiquitin protein ligase activity. Bases 94 to 651 code for a protein of 185 amino acids. The transcript is spliced from 5 exons. NCBI's taxonomy places the organism in Eukaryota, Viridiplantae, Streptophyta, Magnoliopsida, Malpighiales, Euphorbiaceae.
CAUAAAAUGAUUUGAAGAGGAAGGUAGAAAUGAAAAUUGAAUACUUGGAAGGUGGAUAGAUCGGGAUUAAGGACAAAUAAGAGAAAGUAGGGGAUGGACGGGCCUCCGGCGAACGAUUGGUGCUCUGUUUGCCAUGGACGCUUCAGGGUCCCCUGCCAGGCCAAUUGCUCUCAUUGGUUUUGCGGUGAUUGCAUUAUGCUUGUUUGGCAUCAUGGAUCUGCAAUUCAACCUUGCAAAUGCCCACUAUGUCGUCGUCAAAUUACAUUGUUGGUCCCUAGUGAAACUUCACAAAGGGAGCGUCAUAACCCUGAAGUUGCUGAGAUUUUGCAAAAGGUUCAAGCGUAUAAUCGUCUUUUUGGUGGACAAACUAGUGGUCUCAUUCAGAGAAUGCAAGACCUUCCCUUUCUGCUAAAAAGGUUGUUACGGGAAAUUAUGGAUCCUCAAAGGUCACUUCCUCUUGUCAUCAGGGCACGUGUCUACAUUGCAAUGAUAUUGAGUGCUAUCUACAUUCUGAGCCCUGUAGACAUCAUUCCAGAAGGUAUUCUGGGUAUAGUUGGCCUCUUGGAUGAUUUCCUCAUAGGACUUAUCUGUUUUCUUCAUGUUGCUGCCAUAUAUCGGUCAGUACUGUACUAUCGUCACGGAGGUUCAUGAAUUAUGCAAUAGCAAUAUGUGUUUAAGAUAACAAAUGGUGUUCAUUCAUUCUUCAUCUAAAUUAAACAGGAUUUUGCUUUAAAGAUUUACUUUUGUAUAGUGUUUUUUUUUUUUUUUUUUUGUAAUCUUCUUUUUCUUGAAUAGUAUGCUAACAAUAGCUUUUUUAACCUUUGGAAUCAUGGUAUAGUAGAUGUAAUUGUUUUGAGUUUGAUGAUAGUUGCAUUGGCCAUUUUAACAGUG